Trematosphaeria pertusa is the source of this 1461-nucleotide messenger RNA. RefSeq lists its product as uncharacterized. Bases 1 to 1461 code for a protein of 486 amino acids. The transcript has 3 exons. Gene Ontology annotation, molecular function: DNA-binding transcription factor activity; transcription cis-regulatory region binding. Lineage: Eukaryota; Fungi; Ascomycota; Dothideomycetes; Pleosporales; Trematosphaeriaceae. Gene Ontology annotation, biological process: positive regulation of transcription by RNA polymerase II. Gene Ontology annotation, cellular component: nucleus. The record is from RefSeq and is a predicted model, not a curated record.
AUGACGGAUGCCCCUCCAAGCAAGCGACCGCGAUUCACUCACCAUGGGGCGGCAUCCGACGACUUGCUCUCGCCCUUUCUUCCCACUCCAACAACGGAGAGCCAGCCAGGAGCCGCGGGCAAUGGCCUCAACAACAUAGACCCGUUCCUGUCCCCUGCAACAAGCUGGGGGAUCGAUGAAUUUUCGCUUGAUCCCAGCUACCUAGCUUCCCAAGAGGAGCUACGGUCCCUGCUGUUCACCACAGCCCGUUCUACCGCCCCUACUCGUGCUGGGACUCCAGUGGGCGCGGAAGAAAGUGGCAGUGGCGCAACUUUCAACAUCAAGCAAGUGCUAGCUAAAGGUCGACGCGUUCAGUAUCUGAAGAACUAUAUCUCGCAUGUGGCACCUUGGCUUGACAUGUUCGAUAGUAAUCGCGCAUUUGGGAUCCAGCUUCCAGCCUUAGCGAAACAGUCGCCUCCCCUGCUAUACGCCAUCUUAGCCAUUGGGGCGCGGCAGCUCGAGCGCAAGGAGAAAACCCAGGUAUCCUUCGAUAGCUUAGAGCUGUAUCAGGAGGCUAUCCGGCUCCUUACUCCACUCCUCCAAACUCGCGACACCCAGGUCAUUGCCGCUUGUGUUAUCCUGUGUUGCCUGGAAAUGUUCACCGCUAGUGCGCAGGAUUGGCGGCGUCACCUCGAAGGUUGUGCUGCAGUAUUUGAUGCUUUUGGCGUCAACGGCUUCAGUGGUGAUAUUCUCCAGGCUGUCUUCUGGUGCUAUGCUCGAAUGGACGUCUGCGGUGCACUCAUUUCGGACGGCGCCGAAGGCACGCUCUUGAAACCUUGCAAAUGGCUCCCACCAGACACCCCAGAGGACUUUGCUGAAUCAUUGUUCCGGCACACCUCUUCACCAGACAUGUACGCAAACUUUUCAGUUUACCUCUGCGCCAGAACCUGCGAACUCAUCUCCGAUCGCAACAAGUAUGUCGAACUCGGAGAAGAGAAUGGGUGCGACGAUGCCUAUUUUCGGGACCGUUGGAUUCGAUUAUGGGAUCUGCUUGCGAAUUGGGCGCUUUCCCGCCCUAAUGAAAUGCUGCCCGUCAAAACCACUACAACAUCCCCAUUUCCCCAUAUCUUUUUCGCUCAUUGGGCGGCGAUAUCGUCAAACCAGCUAUACCACACGUCGUGCAUACUUCUCCUCAGCUCCAACCCCAAACAAAAGGCCAUGCUCGGAUCGUCCCCUAUCGCGUCCGUGUUCUGGCACGCGAAGAGGAUCUGUGGUAUUUCUCUAGCCAACCCUCACGAAGGCUGCUUAAACAACGCCAUCCAGCCACUUUGGAUCGCUGGACGGCUUCUUAGUCACAGCUCAGAGCAGGCUUUGGUCGUCAAGACUAUCCGCCAUAUUGAGGCCCUGACCGGAUGGACCGCCUGCUGGCGUGUUCGGGAUCUGGAGAACGUCUGGGGUUAUAAGAUCCGGGCGGAAGAGUGA